This is a messenger RNA of Camellia sinensis, 1803 nucleotides long. Its product is annotated as U-box domain-containing protein 34-like. Gene Ontology annotation, molecular function: protein kinase activity; ATP binding. Lineage: Eukaryota; Viridiplantae; Streptophyta; Magnoliopsida; Ericales; Theaceae. The record is from RefSeq and is a predicted model, not a curated record. Gene Ontology annotation, biological process: protein phosphorylation.
UAAGUAAUCUUUCCAGAUUAGAACACUUAGGCUUCUCAUUUUUCUUUAUUUGCCUGCUAUUACAGAAGUAAUAGCUACAGGAGUUGGAAAAGUGGAGGCUCCAGCACAAUGUCAUUUGACAGGAACAAUGAUUUGAUGCAGUUAACUUCAUGUGACAAGCUCUCGACCUCGAACAGCAUUGUGCCUUCGCCUCAACAUUCAACUAGCAGAAUGAUUUCUUCACUGCAACAUCCAAUGUGCAAUAUUGAUCUUUGGUUUCGCUCCAAAGGGAGUUCAUCCAAUCAAGAUGCCGCUAUAGACGUCAGUGAUUUUUCAGGACCGCCUAGUUUUCAAUCAACUGAAAUGUCCUGUGAAAAUUUGGACUAUUCCCUCAAAUCAGAUGUUUCCAGGACUUCUAGCUCUUCCCAAACUUCGAAUGAACUAGAGGCUGAAAUGAGGAGAUUAAGAGAUCAAUUUAAGCAAAUGAUGGAGAUGUACAAUUCAGUUUGCAAAGAAGCAAUCUCUUCCAAAGAGAAGGCAAAGGAGAUUGAUGAAUGGAAGCCAGAGGAGGAAUGCAAGGUUAUGGAAGCAAAGCAAGCCCAAGAGGCUGCGAUGGCUUUGGCCGAGAUGGAAAAACAUAAAACCAAGGUUGCAAUUGAAGCAGCACUGAUGGCACAUUUAAUAUCAAAAUAUGAGAUCCAGAUGCGAAAGAAUGCAGAGAUGAAGGCCAUACAAGAGGUAGGAGAGAGGAAGAAGGCUAUGGACGCGUUGACUUGCUCUGAAAUUCGGUAUAGAAAGUACCCCAUUAAAGAGAUUGAAGUUGCAACAGACUACUUCUCCAAUUCAUUGAAGAUUGGUGAAGGAGGAUAUGGACCUGUUUAUAAAGCCUUUCUUGACCACACACCCAUUGCCAUUAAGGUUCUAAGGUCGGAAUUGUCACAAGGGAAUAAACAAUUUCAACGAGAGGUUGAGGUACUAAGCUACAUAAGACAUCCAAACAUGGUUCUUCUUCUGGGUGCCUGCCCUGAGUAUCGAUGCCUUGUUUAUGAAUACAUGGAAAAUGGCAGCUUAGAAGAUAGGCUCUUCCGGAAAAACAACUCUCCUCCAUUGCCAUGGAAAACAUGCUUCAGAAUAUCUGCUGAGGUCACCACUGCUCUUCUUUUUCUUCACCGAACAAAGCCAGAGCCUCUACUGCAUCGAGACCUCAAACCUGCAAACAUUCUUUUAAACCGAAACUAUGUGAGCAAGAUCAGCGACGUUGGUUUAGCCAGGUUGGUCCCACCAUCUGUCGCUAAUGGUGUCACUCAAUAUCAAAUGACCGCAGCGGCUGGGACAUUUUGUUACAUCGAUCCCGAGUACCAACAAACGGGGUUGUUGGGUGUGAAAUCUGAUGUAUAUUCAUUGGGUGUUAUGUUGUUACAAAUUAUUACAGCAAGGCCUCCGAUUGGUCUGUCCUACCAUGUUGGCAAGGCAAUUGAGAGACGAACAUUUUCGGAGAUCCUUGAUCCGAUGGUGCCAGAUUGGCCUUUUGAAGAGGCGUUGUCAUUUGCUAAAUUGGCUUUACAAUGUUGUGAGCUGAGGAGGAGAGACAGACCAGACCUUGGUUCGAUCAUAUUACCUGAACUUCAGCGACUUAGCAAUAUUAAAUCUAUGGAGGAUGAAAUCUCCAACUACCCACAAGGCCUUGUUCUGGUCCCCCGUGGAGGUGGUGAUAGUAGUAGUGUUGUAUGCCCUCAUAUCAGAGGUAGCCGAUUGAGGGCUGCAUCGGCUACUGGUGAUGAGGAAGUUGAUGUGGAUCUCCUUCUUCCUGGUACAGCAAGGUGA